Nomia melanderi (Alkali bee) is the source of this 6312-nucleotide messenger RNA. Lineage: Eukaryota; Metazoa; Arthropoda; Insecta; Hymenoptera; Halictidae. The record is from RefSeq and is a predicted model, not a curated record.
CAUCAGCUUAAUAGGGCGUUUUCGGAGUGGGGUGAAAUCGCGUCGCGUGAGAGCCUUUUGCGGGCACGACCGAGCAACGAAUAAAUGAAAACUCGGGCGCACGAAAGGAACGAUCGUUAACCACGAUCGAACGGAAAUCUUCAGUGCGAGCCGGAGAACGACGAUUACGUCGGAAAGGGUAGCCGUGUGACGGCGCCACGGGAGCGUCGCGACGCGGCGCGACGCGAGCUAUGGUCGUCAGGCGGCGCCGGUCGUUCGUCACGAAACGAGGCGGGGUUGCGGGAGAAGUUCGCACGAAAGAUAGAGAGAGGGGAAGAGUUCGUGAAUUCACGCAACGUGAACUUGAGGAAAAGAGAAAGAGCCGAGGAGAAUCACGAACGGACGGACGUGUGCGAGCAAGGCGAGCAAAGGCGAGGCGAGGCGAGGCAAAGCGAGACUAGCGCCCCGAUUUUACUCGCCUCGUUAUUUUUCUACCUAUCGGUUGCCGAGAGACAACCACAGUUCCCGGAGUUAAAUGCCAAACCGUGACACACCGUGCUCGCCUCGAUCCUUGUCACCAAUCCACUCCUGCCGCCCGUCCUUUUUUCUACGAUUUUCUAUCAUCUUUUUUGGACGUUCCCUAACACACUGUAAUACAUUACUCUGUCUCUUCUAAUCAGAGAAUAUAGGAAACCUGUUAUUUGUUCGAGUUCGUGCGUGAAUCUAGUGUUGCUAAAAGAGGAAGGAGAAGAAGAAGAAGAAGAAGAGAAGAGAAGAGAAGGCGGAAAACCACGAAGAAAAUACUUGUGCGUGAAACGACACGAAUGCAUGUGAACAUCAUGCGUGCUUUCCUUGAGUGUGUAUGUGUCACAUCGGUACGAGGUACGAUAGUGUCUCGGCGUAGGUCUCUUUCGAUCCUACCAGUGACUAAUUGAGCGUGCACAUUCAGCGACUUUAUGGCUGGACAAUGCGUCGACCAGGAUAACACCGGAGCAACCAGAUCAAGAGAUAUCCUCGAAAUUUCUUGAGCACCGCCUGUCCUACUCGUCCCUGUCGUCCGUCUCAUGGGAAUUCUGUUGCACAAGAAGUCAGUCGCAAAGUAUUCAAGAGGGAAAUCGAAAGAAGACACGACAACGACAAACGAAAUCGUCGAUACCGGCCGAUAAUGACACGAUAACCGGCGAGGGUGAAAUCGUUCUGAAGGCAGAUGGAUCGAGCGAUAGAUGAUACAGGAAUCCGUCGAAUAAUGUGCAACACGUUACGGCCGUGUCUACACGCGAAAUUUAAAGGAUCGUCGUUCACGACUCGCAAGCAGAUUAUCCGAUAAAACAUGAAAACUUUGGACGAACACGUAUAGAGGGCAAACGGGUUUUACGAUGUUUUCAUUAGUACAACAGGACAACGUCGAUUCGUAAAAAAAACAACAAACAAACAAAUAAACAAAGCGGAAUAUAAAAUAAAGAGAACGGAUGUUUCCCGAUCGUUCGCUCUGGAUUGAUAACCGUAAAAGUUAUGGACGAAAUAAAGGUGGCGAACUUAGGCCAAGCGGCUUCGGCCGCGUGCUCGAUGGCAACGAAUUUCUUGGCGCCAGUAAAAACCGAACGGCAGAUCUACGAGAACUCGAUGCUCGAGGACGAUCCCAAUGCCAAUUCAGUGGUACCGACCUCGCAAGAGGAUAGAAUCGUGCCGAGAUGGGGUCCUAAUCACAAAGGCGCCCAGGAACUAGCAAAUCUUUACAGUACCGGUAAAAGGACGCAGGAGUGUAUUUGCGUCGGUAUCUGCAUUACGCUCAUGGUGGUUAAUUCAAUAUUUAUCCUUGUCAGGUUACGAUUUGAAAAUUUGAGCCCCAUAGCGAUGGCAGCGUUUUGCGGCAUCAUUACGGCGGACUUCGGGUCUGGAUUGGUCCACUGGGCCGCCGAUACAUGGGGUUCUGUGGAACUUCCGAUAUUAGGAAAGAAUUUUUUGAGACCUUUUCGAGAGCAUCAUAUUGAUCCCACAAGUAUAACGAGGCAUGACUUUAUAGAAACUAACGGUGAUAAUUUUAUGGUUACAAUACCAUUCCUCUGUAAAUUGACGUGGGAUUUUUUAACACUCCCGGAACCAGAGAUUCAGCAAAAAUUUGUUUGGACGUGUUAUUGGUUUCUACUUGCCAUUUUUGUAGCAAUGACUAAUCAGAUACAUAAAUGGUCUCACACGUAUUUUGGACUACCUACCUGGGUUGUGUGGUUACAGGAACACAGGAUUAUAUUACCUAGGAAGCAUCAUCGUGUGCACCAUGUUGCACCACAUGAAACUUAUUUCUGUAUUACUACUGGAUGGUUGAAUUGGCCAUUAGAAAAGCUUCGUUUUUGGUACAUACUAGAAGUCAUAAUUGAAAAGUCUACUGGUUGCAAACCAAGAGCGGAUGAUUUGAAAUGGGCCCAGAAACGGUCUUGAGAAUUAAUGUGCUUUAUUGUUUUAUGCAUUUUUACGGACAAAAAACAAAUUUAGCAAAAGGGUGGUAAUUCCUAUGGAUUUAUAAUUUCGUAGGAAGAUACAGAGAGGAAUUGCAAACGUCGGAAAGAAGAUUGAACUGACGGAUGUAAUUUUUUUUUCUUACACAUACGAGGCCUUUCCUACAAAAUAGAUAGCGUGAUUAAAGACAUUUAGUAUUACUUGAACAUGCUUUUGAAGUUUACACAUUUAUAAUACAUAUAUGCAAUAACAUAGAUAUGUAUAUAUUCUAUAAGAAAGAUACGAGUACGAAAUCAUAUUUGUGUAACUAUGAAUUAACAAUUGGCCUGACAGACUAAGCAAUUAUACGUUUAUGCACCGCACAAUCAUUAUACAAGUAGCAUAAACUUCAAUAAAACUUAAUUCAAUGUUUUACAUGCUGAUUUGAAAAAAAAAGAAGGUAUUAUAAAAUUCAGGUCAAAGUAUUGUGCAGAUUGUAGAGAAUCUUUUUAUGAUUUAUGAUGAUUCAUAAAAUACAACGUCCAAUGGCUAUGAAAUGAAACUGAAUAUAAAACAUAAGCAUCAAUACGUACAUAUAUAAAUCGACAUAUAUGUAUGUGUACGCAUGUGUAUAUGUAAUUAUACACACAUAUUUAUAUGAAUUAAUUUAAAUUUUUUGCUUACACUUGUUUGCACACAAUUUAAAGAGUGUAAUUUCGGAAAGGAUUUAUAAUUUAAAUUAAUGUGCUAAUCCACACUAGUUUAGUCUGCUGUAACUGCUCGAGCACAGUCACCAAUUUCCCUGAACCUCUGAAAAAAUAUUGAACUACGAAAGUUAAAAGUAAAAAGUAUUAAUUUGUAAUAAUGAUAUUUUAUGUCAAGCGAAUAUUGUCAAUUUAACUAUUAUCUACUUAAUACACGCACACUGUAAAAUCAAAUACUUCUUAUCUUUUCUUAAUCGAGAAAGAUUUCACUCACUGUACAAUCUAUACUUUAUAUUUUUAACACGACACGCCACAAAUAUUUAUAAUGUUUAAAAUUGGCAAUAUGAUCUUUAAUUCUAAUUUUGCUUAGAGAGUUGGAUUGUAUUGUCACUAUUUGAGCUAAGAUGUGUGAAACAGUAUCCAAUAGAGAAUUUAUAAUAAAAGUAAUAAAAUUUUGGUCAGUGACAAGGGUCUGUAAAGUAAUAAUCAGUAUUAAUUGAUGGUGAAUUAAUUUAAAAUUUUAACUAUAUAUAUGUAUAUAUAUAUAGUUGAAUUUACAUUAAUUAUAAACCUUGUUAUACCUUUAUUCAAUAUAAAGGAAUGUAUGAUGCUUCUUUCUACAAUUAAAUGUCUUAGCUCGUGACAAAUGAUCUAACAAACAUAAAAAUAAGGUGCUAAAUAUAAGUGAAGUUAUAGGUUCAGGGACCAAUCAAGGGCCUAUUGCUCUAUGCAGCAGUCUUCUAAGUGAUUGGUUUGAUUUGGGUAAAGUAUACUGAUGUACAAAUAAAUAAGAAGGUGGCUGAUCACUUAUAUAUAAUAGUAUCGAAUUAUAUGCUGGUGACUUUAAUUUUUAUACGUAUUAUAUUUUUUUAUUGGCAACCACUUUAAAUGCCUUGUGACUUUCAGUAUACUUUAUGCAGAGCUUUACCAUGAUAUAUGUUCCUUGCAAGCAAAUCAUUAGUAACGUCUUUUAAAGAAAACAAUAAUUAUAAGACAUUGCAAUUAUUAUAAGUACAGUAAUUGUUGUUGUUAUUGUUAUUGUUAUAAAGAAAGGAGUAUAAACUUUAAAGAAAUUUGUCAUAUAGUAACGCGUGCCAGAACUGAAGCUUUCUCUUUACAUAGAUCUAUUUAAUAGUUAACUAACAAUUACACAAAGCGAAGUGAAACACAGAAGUAUAUUUUUUGCUAAUUUAAUUUUCUAUGCAAUAUAUUAAUGUCACUACCAUUAUUGCGAACUCUGAUUACUUUUUGCAAAUGUAAUUUUUUAAAAACAGACUUCAAACAAUGGCAUAAUUCUAAAACUGUAUAUUAUGCUAUUAAUGAAGAAAAAACAAAAAUCUAAAAAAUUGUAUAAGUACUUAGUCAAAAUGCUUCAAACCAUUUAGUCAUAUAUUUUACUAAAUGUUGAUUUGAAGCAGAGCUUUUCAAUAUUCAUCACAACGAACAAAGAAAAUGAUUAAACCAUGAAAAAUAAUAUAUGAAUGUAGCAUAGACGUAAAAUAAUUACAUAACUCUAUUUCAUUAAUUUAAUUAGUACUGAGUCACAAAUUAUCUUGAUUAAAAUAAAAUGUCUUAUUCACAUUCCAUAAGUCUAAUUAUGUGGAAAUAUUUAUUGCACAAAUAAUUUGCGAAUUGAAAUAGUAGGAACUUAUUUACGUAUUAUAUUUAAUAACAUGUAAAGAUCAUUAUUUAUUUAUAAAUUAUUUUAUUUAAAUUAUUUCUGUAUAUACUUGCAUAAACCUAAUGGCAGUCAAUAUUAACAACAGCCUUAUAAAAUAAAAACGAAAAAAACAUUUAUUAUAGUAUAAUCUUAAGCUUUAAUAUUUUGAGGCUAUAUUUAUUUCAAAAGUUCAUUUCUGUUCUAGAAAAUAUACAGCGAUGAGUAUUCAGGCAAGAAGAGGGAAAUAAUGCUAUUACAUAAAACACAAUUUUAAACAGUGGUAUUAAUUAUUUUGAAUUUUCAGCAACAUGUUUAGAUGUAAAACUGUAUGUUUUUAAGCUUAAAUUUAUAAAAGAGAAGUAUAAACUGCAUAGUUCAAAUAAAACAAACAAUAUAAUGGCUGUAAAUAUAUUGAAUUUGAUACACAAAGAACAUUUAUAUCUAAUUCUAAAUGAAAAUGGCAAACCUAUUUUCAUAUGAUUAUAAUCAAACACUUUUAAUGUAAUUAUAUUAUCUCAUUGUUAAGCACAAUUUUUCAUUCAGUUUUAUAAAAAAUUUUAACAUGUAAUUCAAUGACGGGACAAUGAAAUUGUAACAGUUUUAAUAAGAAUGUUGUGAUGGUUUGCUUGAUUUCAUAGCAUAAACUGCAUUUAAAGUUUGUGUAUUAAAACAUACAUUACAUGUAAAAUACAAUUAUUUGUUUCACAAUCUCUAAAGACACAAACGUAAAAAAAGGCAGAAUAUUAUUUUUAAUCUCUGAUAUUAGUAAAGUAUCUAAGAUACUUUGGAAUAAUGUAGAUUCAUAUAUCAAACAUAAAAAUGUCUGAAAGAGAUUAAUAUGUCAGAGUAUCCAUAUGUUUUCUUUCAACAAAUUCACCUUUUCUUCGUUGGUAAAAUUUAAUCAAUAAGAAUUAACAAAACUUGACUGACAAAAGAAACUGCAUUUGCCACUAUGCAUGUGUUUGAUAUAAUCAAAAAUUAUUACUUGGUAAGAUAAUAAGUAUGUAUGUAAAAGUGAUAUAAGUUCAUAAAAAAACCUUAAAAACCAUAAGCCUUAUGAGUUUAAAACUAGUUAAUGUUAUUCCACUAAUAAUCCACAACGAUGCCUUUGACAGUGUCAAAGUGAUAGUCAAACAAAACUUUAAACUUGUAUUUUAUACUAAUAUAGACAAAUGUUUGUGCUAUCUAAUUAUGAUUUUGCAAUGCUAGAACUUUUACUUCUUUAUGCAACUGACAAGGCAUAAAGGGGGCAAAGACGUUAUCUUGUGAUAUCGCAAAUUUUAUAUGUUUAUAAUUUAUAUAGUGAAGUUGCACACGAAGAUUUAAUAUUCAUUAAUGUCAAAUUACUCUGUAAGUACCGAUAUUGUACGAAAUUUUAUGCCGCAAAGAAAAGGAUCGAAUGGUUCCUUAAUAAAUCGUAAAGUAUUCAUUUAUACCUCUUAUAUCAUCGCUUUUUUAUAUUUUAUUUUAGCGACAUGUAGUAUUUCAGCAAACGUAUUUUCUUUUAUUUAUGAAUUCAUACCAACGGGCUUUUUC